This is a messenger RNA of Closterium sp. NIES-65, 1083 nucleotides long. The record is from the annotation of a GenBank genome assembly. Lineage: Eukaryota; Viridiplantae; Streptophyta; Zygnematophyceae; Desmidiales; Closteriaceae.
AUGCGCAACGGUCUCGUCCUUCCAGUGUGCCUCCGCUUCCUCUCACCCCCCGCUUCUCCCAUCCGUAAUCAGAGCCGGCUGACGCGGCAGCAGAAGGAGCGCGUGAAGCAGUUCGUGAGCAGCACUGGGGCAAGGUGGGGCGCACGGGGGCAAGGUGGGGCGCACGGGGGCAAGGUGGGGCGCACGGGGGCAAAGUGGGGCGCACGGGGGCAAGGUGGGGCGCACUGGGGCGCACGGGGGCAAGCUCCUUUUCAACUCAACGUCUCAUCCCGUCCCAUGCGCGCCUGCUUGCGUGCACACGGCAGUGAGCGCGAUGCGGUGGCAGCGCUGCAGGGCAGCGAGUGGGAGGUGGCGCCAGCACUGGCGCGCUACCAGGCGGGGGGGGCGCCCAUGGCCGCGCGGGGCGGAGGGGGCUUCCUGGCAGCCUUCACGGGGCGCUCGCACUACCACCACCAGCAGCAAGGGGGGCAUGCCAUGCCGCCCCAGCAGCCACCAGUGGAUCCCAUACAAGAGCUCUUCCUGCGCUACAAAGAUCCGGAUUCAGAUAUGAUUCUCGUGGACGGCAUCUCGCGCAUGUGUGAAGACCUCGAGGUGGAGCCACAGGACAUUGUUAUGCUGGUGCUGUCAUGGCAUCUGGGUGCGGCCACCAUGUGCGAGUACUCGCGCCAAGAGUUCACCUCCGGCCUGCGCUCCCUGCGGGUGACGUCACUGGAGGCGCUGAAGGCGCUGCUGCCAUCAUUCCGGCGCGAGCUGCAAGACGAGAACGUGUUUCGCCAAAUAUACAACUUUGCGUUCGCGUGGGCCAAGGAGAAGGGCCAGAAGUGGCUGGCGCUGGACACGGCCAUCGGCAUGUGGCAGCUGCUGCUGGGCUACCGCAGCUGGCCGCACGUCGACCACUGGUGUGACUUCGUCAGGGUGCAGCACAACAAGGCCAUAUCCAAGGACACCUGGUCGCAGCUCUUUGAGUUCUCCCGGUUGACGCAGGCGCAGUUGGAGCAGUACGACGAGGCCGGCGCCUGGCCGUACCUCAUAGACGAGUUCGUGGACCACCUCCGUGCUGCUGGCUCCCUGCCGCCCAACUGA